This is a messenger RNA of Hypanus sabinus (Atlantic stingray), 3504 nucleotides long. Its product is annotated as membrane cofactor protein-like. The record is from RefSeq and is a predicted model, not a curated record. NCBI's taxonomy places the organism in Eukaryota, Metazoa, Chordata, Chondrichthyes, Myliobatiformes, Dasyatidae. The transcript has 11 exons. Bases 198 to 1301 code for a protein of 367 amino acids.
AGCAACGCAGUGGUUUAAUUAUUGGGUUUUGGGUUUUUUAUCCUCCACAUCAACCUGCCAUGGAUGGAGAGUGCACUCAGAAGUGGCCUGUCACUGGAUCAAACUCAAAAAAUUCCGUUCCCGAGCCCGGCGCUGAAACAAGUGUUUUAUAUGCAUAGAAAGGGGAAUGUAGCAAGCCACCAAAAUUGGAAAAUGGCAUGCUAGAAGAUAGGUAUCGUGGGACGGAAUCAUUUGCAAGUGGAUCCAGGGUCUCUUACCUAUGUAACCCUGGUUAUACUUUUUCUCAAAACGAUCGCAGAUCUAUUACUUGUAAUGAAGGUGUUUGGGAACCAUUACAAGCCACCUGUACACCAAAGAGCUGUGGAAGUCCAGGGGAUAUUAUGAAUGGGUAUUACCAGGGUGACAAUACUUUUGGAAGUAAGAUUACAUUUUAUUGUAAUGAAGGAUAUAUGAUGGUGGGUAGAAAUUACCGGUUGUGUGAAGUUGAUGGAUGGAGUGGCCAGGUACCUACAUGUGAAGUUGUUAAAUGUCCUGACAUUCCGGCCAUUGAGAAUGGCGAAAUAUCAAGGCUUUCUACAGACUCAUGGGAAUACGGAAUGGUGGCCAAAGUUUCAUGCCAUGGCGACUACUCAUUGAUCGGUGAACGCAAGCUUAUCUGUGAAAGUGAUGGAAAUUGGAAUCAUCCCUUUCCAAAGUGCAAAGAUGUUAAGUGUCUGGCUCCUGAUGUUCCUAACAAUGUCUACAUGACAUCGAUAUACAAACCUACUUAUAAAUAUCAGGAGCAAAUCAGUUUCCGGUGUGAAGAAGGUUAUGUGAUGAAGGGCGAUGGUCACAUUGUAUGUGGAGAGGACAGCAAUUUUUCACGCCCACCACCCACCUGCACACAACGUGUUAAAUGUCCACUACCGGAUAUUCCUGACAAUGUUGAAUUGGUAUCGACACGCAACCUAACUUACAAUUAUAAGGAACAAAUCAGUUUCCAGUGUAAAGAAGGUUAUGAGCUGAAUGGCAAUAAUGUCAUUGUAUGUGGAGAGGACGGCAAUUUUUCACCCCCACCACCCACCUGCACAAAACCUCCUGAAUCCAUUCCUCUAUAUCAAAAAAUACUCUAUGGGGUACUUGCUGUAGUUGUUGUUAUUAUUAUACUACUCGUGAUAGGCUGUUUAUACAAAAGAUAUAGCUCAGGUGGAAGCGGCAGUGUUUUUCCUUGCCUGACAAAAAACAAGAAAGGAGACCCUGAAAGUGGAGAGGCACAUUCCAAUCAGAUGAAGCCCCUUGCAGCUGCUGAAGGGGCAAAGUAAUACACUUUUUUUUUAAAAGAUCAGUACUAUGAAGUUAUCAUUUUGAAUUUGGUUAAUCAUGGCAGAGGUGUGGAACUGGAGCUUCUCCUGCUGUGUCGAACAAGUGUAUCCCGUAUAGACAUUCGGUUAAGCAAAUCCUGCUAAAUCCUCUGCAUUUCCCUAAUAGUGCUUUUGAAAAAAAAAUGGAUGAGGAUACACAGUCAUUGAAACUCAUUUGAACUUGUGUGCCAGCUCACAAAGUUGCUAAGCAGCAGAACAAUUGGAAAUGUUCCCAUUCUUGCAAAGGAAUGUUUAUGAAACUUCAGAUCAGAUGCAAAGAAAUUACAACAAAGAUCGUCUUUAUAUUUUGUAAUAUUUCCCUGAAAAUAUUUCCCAUUUGGAAGCUAAGGAGUACCUGAUCCCAGUUUCUGCUGGAGGAUACAAGUUGUAUGAUUGUUUCUUGGUAUUUCUAAAUUAAUAAUUGAUAAGGAUUUUUCCAGGAGAAGAUAAUUAUUGGGCCUGUUUGAGUGCUAUUUAAUAUUUAAAUCUGAUUUUUUGAUUUGUGAGUGCUUUUGAAAUCAGCAAAACCAGUGCCAGAGUAUUCUUGUUCAGAGGAUCUCAUUUUGUUUCAGUAACCUGUUUUAAACAUCUGGACAGAUGAUAGUGACAUUGGUAAUAAACCACCUUACUGAGGUUAAUUACAUUUUGUUCGAAACCAUUCCACCAUCGAAGAUGCAAAAAAAAACAAAUGCUUCAAAAGAAGUCAACUUGUGUUUUUAAAACCUAAUUAGAACUUCUGGUUAAUUUCACUGAAGUCCUGCACAGCAGAAAUGUAACUUGCUCUUUGCUAAUUUAGCUCAAAAGGUAGAUUUGUUUCUCUUUCCUUGUGUGCUGCUUUCAGGAUGCUCCUGGCAAAGCGUUGUUAGUCUUUAUACCUCUUCUAAAGUUGGGGUAGGAUUACCCCUCCAAAGGCAUGCAGUUCUGAACAACGCAAGCAAGUAGGUGGUUGCUUGAGGGGUGCAACUGAACCGCUCUCCUUUGCAGAAGAGGCCAGAAUCUUCCCAUGUCACCCGAUGUGAGACCACUAUUCUUACUUAAACCCUUCACCCCUACUGGGACCUAGGCCUCUGACAGCUUCUCGCCAGAGUCCUCUGUCCUGCGCACGUCUUUCUAAUUGUCCCCAGGUAUGGCCCGUCUUCUAGGCGAAGAUCCUCGCUCUCCCAGGGAUGAGGCCCUUGUAGCUUCUGGUGGUGCUUCUGUUGAUCUGGGUUUUUAUGGGAAGGGGUUGCUAGGGAUUUGUAGAAGCUGAGGGUCAGAGAGAACUGAAGAUGGAGAGUUGUGAGGAAGCUGGAACAGAGUGGGAGUUUAGAGGCAAAGCUUGAGACACAGCUAAACAUCCAAUAAGGGGACUCCUGCUGGGAAGAGGGUUGAAGCCAGACUAGACAUUACACUAAGCUGGAGGGAAAAUUUCAGAUGAAACCAGAGCUUGGGUGAGAAGUCCUGUCGAUUUUAGUUGUUGAGCGGAUGGGAGUCGCACAGAUAACAUGAGCAAGUAAGUUUUGUCCAUAGUGUAUUAAGGAUCGCGUUUAUUGUGCGAAUAGUGCACAUUGUGGCCUUAUUUAUUUAGAAGUUCCAAGGUGCAAUAGAAUUGCUCUUGGCUUGUGAUUUAAUUUUUCACUUUAUAAUUGUAAACCAAAUAAAGUGCUGAAGAAUUCUUGCACUUAAGUUACAGUAUUGGCACCUUAUACCUAAAAUUUGGUGUUUUUGUUAUAUGCCCGAUGAUAUUUAUUAGUAAAAUCAUGGUUGAAGUUACCAUAUACUUUUGAAUGUACUCAACACAUCUGUUCACAAAGUUCACGUUCCCAGUGGGAAAGAUAUAGCAUGCAUCCUGUAUCCACUGUUGUUACAACAUUUUUGUUUUUGAUGGGCAGGGCUCAUCCUGUUGCUCUUCUUCACUUUGGAAUAUGGUGUUUACUUGUUUAUUUUGCAGUGCUUAUCAAGGUCAUGUAUAUUAUAAAAUAGACCUAAUGUCAAAGACUUAGUAAGUUCUGAAUCUCAAAGUACCACCCAGUUGUCAGUUUAACUUUUAAAGUACAGUGAAAGUUGAUUAACUUGUUUUUGUCUAAACGAGCCCGUUCAGCUUUGGAUCUAAUGUCCAAGCAUUAAAUAUAGUUUCCAAGUGCUGUUAUCUCAACUGCUCAUGUUAAUAAAAUCAUUGCACUAA